This is a messenger RNA of Pteronotus mesoamericanus, 645 nucleotides long. RefSeq names its product TBC/LysM-associated domain containing 2 (gene TLDC2). Bases 1 to 645 code for a protein of 214 amino acids. The record is from RefSeq and is a predicted model, not a curated record. Gene Ontology annotation, cellular component: nucleus. Gene Ontology annotation, biological process: response to oxidative stress. The transcript is spliced from 6 exons. Lineage: Eukaryota; Metazoa; Chordata; Mammalia; Chiroptera; Mormoopidae.
AUGAAAGGCCUUCGCUGGCGUUACACUCGGCUGCCCAGCCAGGUGGAGGACGCUCUGUCUGGGGACGGGGGUGAGAAAGGGGAUGAGGAAGAGGAGAAGGCAGCUGCUGCCCCAGCUCCUGAGGACCCUGUGGAGCCCCAGCUGGCAGAAGCCAGCCAGGUCCUGGGAGCCUUGGAGAUGAGGCAGCUCAGCCUCCACCUCCCGCCAAGCGUCACCGGACACUCCUGGAGUCUGGCCUUCUGCACGGCAAGGGACGGCUUCAGCCUGCGCAGCCUGUACAGGCAGAUGGAGGGCCACAGUGGGCCGGUGCUGCUGGCGCUGAAGGACCAGGAUGGGCAGAUGUUUGGGGCCUUCUCCUCCUCAGCUUUUCGACUCAGCAAAGGCUUCUAUGGUACUGGCGAGACAUUCCUCUUCUCCUUCUCCCCACAACUGAAGGUUUUUAAGUGGACAGGAAGCAACUCUUUCUUCGUGAAAGGAGAUUUGGACCUCCUGAUGAUGGGCAGUGGCAGUGGCCAGUUUGGGCUGUGGUUGGACGGAGACUUGUAUCACGGGGGAAGCCACCCCUGUGCGACCUUCAACAAUGAGGUGCUGGCCCGGCGGGAGCAGUUCUGCAUCAAGGAACUGGAGGCCUGGGUUCUGAGCUGA